AUGAGUAGGCUCUCGUUCCGGCCGCGGCCGCUCGACAUCCACAAGAAGCUCCCAAUCCUCAAGUCGGCGCGGGACUUCGAGGACGAUGACCCCACGGUGGCAGCGUUCGCCGCGGCAAGGGUAGGGGUUCUGCUGCGGCACUCCGGCUCGGAGCUCACUGCCGCUGCUGCUGCGACUGACGGCGAGCUUUAUUCCAUGCCGAAGGACCAUGUCGUGUCUGCUUCGGGAAAUUCAACUCCCAGUAAGAAGAAUGCUCAAGAGAUACCAACACCACAGUUUGAUGAUGUGGAGACCUAUGAUAGGGAUUACACUCGCACCUUUGCACAACCAUCAUGUUAUAUACGAGGAAGAGGAGCCAGAGCUGAGAUCGGUGAAUUUGUUGAGUAUGACUUGGAUAACGAAGAUGAAGACUGGCUUGACGACUACAACAAUGAGCGGAAAAAUCUUAACCCUGAAAAGUUGGAGGUCCUCUUAUUCAAGUUGGAAAUUUUGGACCACAAAGCUCGAGAAAGAGCAGGAGCCAUAACACCAACUUUCAUAGGACCUGUUCCAGUUCUCUUGCAGCUCGAUGUUGCUAUGGAGGCUUUGCAGUAUUUAUCUGUUCGGUAUGCUGUUUUCCAAGCUGUAUAUAACUAUUGGAGAGCUAAGAGGGAACGGUGGCAAAAGCCUAUUCUGCGGCGUUUGCAGCCUCCUCCGCCGGUGAAUGAUACAAACCCAUAUAAUGUAUUCAGACCAAGAGAAAAGGCCCAUCGUCUUCAUACAAGAAGGAUGCAAAGACGAGAAAAUAAUAUCCAGUCGUUUGAAAAACUCCGCCUGGUACGGCGCAAUUUGGACCAAGCAAAGGCAUUAAUGGGGGCUCUAAUUAAGAGGGAAGAGACAAAGCGGGAGGUCAUGGAAUGUGAGGUCAACCUUCAGCGCGUUCAGAUGCAAUAUAAGCAUGAGGCCCAGCUUGUUGACGAUGGGACUACACUGUCAGGGUUCCAGCAAGCUUCUAGCAGGUUUGGGUCAAGUGAUGAUGAUUAUGCGGAUUCAGAUGACACCGCAACUGAAGAGCCAUAUUUUCGGCAACCUGUUCUCCAUCAUCGGUAUCCUGAUAACAAGCAGUUGGCAAUCCCUACAUUGCGUAUAAAGCGUGAGCCGGGGCUACCGGUGCUAAAAAGGAGGCCUCAGCAGAAUGGCUGGGUAUUUAAAAGGGAUCCUGAGGAGCCAGUAUUGUUAUUCACAAGGCCGCUAGAUCCUGACAAGUUGGUGGCAGCGGGUAUCAAGUUGCCACCAGACCCCCCUAUUGAGAUUGAUGCCACCGUGCCACCAUUUCGGUGCCGAGGGAGAAUUGGCCGAGGUGGACGCAUCAUCUUUGAUCGAUGGAAUCCUCUUCUCCGAACACCAACAUCAAUUGGCCAGGAAACCGCCCAUUUCACACCAUAUGGCCGUAGGCCGCCCUCACCGGAAGGUUGA
Triticum turgidum subsp. durum (durum wheat) is the source of this 1455-nucleotide messenger RNA. Lineage: Eukaryota; Viridiplantae; Streptophyta; Magnoliopsida; Poales; Poaceae. The record is from the annotation of a GenBank genome assembly.